CUGACAUUUGGUGUUGAGGUUAUGUUAUUCAAUUCAAUAAUUUCUUUAAUUUUUAUUAAAAACGAAUAUGAUCUAUGAAUUCUGAUUUAACGCGCCUAUAAACUUAUUCGUCGUUGAAACUUAAAAUGACUUCUAUAUUGUUAAAUGCAUUUAAAAACCUACAUAUUACAAUUAAGCCUCAAAUAAGAACGUUUGCUACAGCAAAUGCUUCCAUUAUAACAUCUAAGGAUAAUUCAUUGACGGUGAGCAAAAAAGAGUGGAAGGUUUCCCCUCAGUACACUAAACCUCGUGAAGUAUGGAUUGAAAACUUGGAUACAAUCGAGGAACAGAAAUUGGGAUUGUUCGAAUUACACCCGUCGGUAUAUGCAACCAUGCCUAGAAUAGAUAUAAUUCAACGUAAUGUAGUGUGGCAGAGGAAGUACCGGUGGGUGUCGUGGGCCCAUACGAAGACUAGAGCAGAGGUGCGUGGUGGAGGGAGAAAACCGUGGCCUCAGAAAGGUCUAGGCAGAGCCAGACACGGUUCAAUUCGCUCACCUCUGUGGCGUGGAGGUGGUGUAGUCCAUGGUCCCCGCUCAGGCACAACCCACUUCUAUAUGUUGCCUUUCCAUCUCAGACUACAUGGUCUGACAUCUACACUAUCUGCUAAAUUUGCUCAAGAUGACUUACACAUAGUCAAAGAUCUGGAACUGCCCACAGAUGAACCAGAAUAUUUUGCAGAGCUUAUUCAGCAAAGAAAUUGGGGACCAUCUGUCCUCAUUGUUGAUGAUACUGAUUAUGUAUCAAGAAAUAUAACAGUGGCCACCGAUGUCAUGCCACAUGUCAAUAUUAUGCCAGUUUAUGGGUUGAAUGUGUACUCCAUGUUGAAACAUGACACAUUAAUUCUGACUAUGUCUGCGGCGGAAAGAAUUGAAGAUCGGAUUCUCACUCACUUGCAUGGCAUUACCACGGAGAGGCAGUCCCAGUAUAAAUUAGAUCAGGUUUAAAUACUAUAGGUAAAAUGUUAGUAUAGAAAUAAAAAUAUACAAAUA
Leguminivora glycinivorella is the source of this 1028-nucleotide messenger RNA. It is a transcript of the gene mRpL4, whose product is annotated as 39S ribosomal protein L4, mitochondrial. Bases 126 to 983 code for a protein of 285 amino acids. The record is from RefSeq and is a predicted model, not a curated record. The transcript is spliced from 2 exons. NCBI's taxonomy places the organism in Eukaryota, Metazoa, Arthropoda, Insecta, Lepidoptera, Tortricidae. Gene Ontology annotation, biological process: translation. Gene Ontology annotation, cellular component: ribosome. Gene Ontology annotation, molecular function: structural constituent of ribosome.